Molecule: messenger RNA, 2220 nt
Organism: Penicillium daleae
Lineage: Eukaryota; Fungi; Ascomycota; Eurotiomycetes; Eurotiales; Aspergillaceae
Gene: prm1
Product: pheromone-regulated protein PRM1
Exons: 1
Coding region: 1-2220 (739 amino acids)
Cellular component (GO): mating projection tip
Source: RefSeq, a predicted model, not a curated record
AUGAUAUUCUCAAGAUCCGCGCGAUCGGUUUUCCCUUUACUCCCUCCAUACGGAGCACACGACCCUUCCAACGGGCGAAUUAUUCCCCUUCAUCCGGAUGGCCUCACACCAUAUCUUGGCCUGCGAGCCCGACUAUCACAAGUAUGGAUCAAUCGCUGGACGAUAUUGCUGGUCCUGGUCCUAGUCCGGGUUUUGAUUGCUAUAGGAGAUGUUCGGAGUGACAUGGCCUCUGCUAAGCGCGAGGCCUUGUCUGCGUGUACCUCCGUGGAGUCCAUGGGGAGUGCGAUGGCCUCUAUGCCAUACUAUCUAAGCUCGGGCGUCAACGAGUUGACUGCUUCUGGGGUCGAGCAUGCUGUGAAUGGUCUGAACUCUAUGCUUAUGCUCACAAUCACUGGUGUGGAGGAGAUCAUCCUGUUCAUCAUCAAGAUUAUGUACCAGACCUAUCUCUGUCUCGCCACGAUGGCUGUCCGAAGUAGCAUUCACGUUGCAACUGCGCUGAUCGAGGAUGUGGCGGGCUUCUUGAACACAACAAUUAAAGCGGCUGCGAAGGAUAUCCAGAAAACGGUGAGCACCUUCGAACAUGCGCUCGAUGAGUUUGCUGGCCUGGUCAAUACUGCUGCAAGCGCCUUGGGCGCUUCUUUGCCGACGCUGAAUCUGAACGAUUCCCUCAGUGCGUUGGACGAUCUCUCCAUCCCGUCCUCGAUCAACACCACCCUCGACAAACUGAACAACGACAUUCCUUCGUUUGAUGAGGUACAGAACUUCACUGAGAACGUUAUUCGCCUACCAUUUGAGGAAGUCAAAAAACUCGUGAAUGGCUCUCUGGGGACAUACAUUUUCGACCGCAGUGUUCUGCCCGUCCCACAAAAGCAGCAACUCACUUUCUGCGACGACAAUGAUGGCAUCAACAGCUUUUUCAACGGGGUGACUGAUAUUGCCCUCACGGCACGAAAGAUUUUCAUUGCCGUGAUCCUACUUGCAGCUAUUCUGGCUUGUAUCCCUGUCGCGUGGCAGGAAAUUCGCCGCUGGCGCCAGAUGAAGGAGCGCGCCCAACUAGUUCGAAAAGAGGCUCACGAUCCAAUGGACGUCGUCUACAUCGUCUCCCGGCCAUACACCGCUGCAGCAGGUAUCAAGGCCGCGAGCCACUUCAGCAACAGUCGUCGCCAGAUCCUAGUGCGUUGGGCUAUUGCGUAUGCAACCUCCAUGCCUGCUCUGUUCGUGCUUGCCAUCGCCAUCGCGGCACUGCUUUCAUGUCUCUGCCAAUACAUACUACUUAAAAGUGUCGAAAAGGCCGUCCCCGAGCUCAGCAAUGAAGUAGGCGCUUACGCUGACAAAGUCGUUGGUGCGCUACAAAAUGCGUCCGUGGCCUGGGCUACCGACGCAAACAAGGCGAUCGACUCUAUGGACGCAGAUCUGAACCAGAAAAUCUUUGGAUGGGUGAACACCAGUACGACUGCCGUCAAUAACACCCUUGAAACCUUUGUAGAGAAGACUCAAAAUGUUCUGAAUGAAACCUUCGGUGGCACCUUGCUCGAAGAACCUAUUCAGGAGCUCUUCGAAUGUCUCAUCGGCCUUAAAAUUGAGAGCGUCCAGAAAGGUCUCACAUGGGUCCACGACAAUGCCCAUAUUGACUUCCCCCACCUUCCAAAUGACACAUUCUCUCGUGGCGCACAAGCUAGUAUCUCGAACGACACGAGUCCCUCUGAUAGCUUCCUCGCUGACGCGGGCGAUACUACCUCCAACAAGAUCACAGAGGUAGUUCAACGAGUCGUCGACAAAAUGAAAGACGGUCUACGAACGGAGACACUCAUCGCCACUGCCAUCCUGUUACUCUGGGUCUUCAUCGCCUUGGUCGGUAUCCUCCGCGCAAUGACUCUCUUCUGGGAUCGUGACCGGAAUCGCGGCGAUGGAGGCGGUCAUGCCAUGGAUCCGGUUCCCAAUAACAUGGGCCCGAGCAACUCGGGUGCCACGAGAGACACCAGAGAGUUCACAGACGUACCUUUGACUGCUAUUCCGAGGAAUGAGCUGGGCUUCAUUCAGGCCGUGCCUCGGUAUGAGACGCAUGUCGCGAGCUCAGCACAGGCUAGAGCCGAGGCGUCAUCGAGUGAUGAGAAGCGUGGGUUUGCAGGACAGAGGAAUUAUGACUCUGCGCUCAAGGUUGAUACAGAUCUGGCAGCGCGGAAAAGUAAUUAUGUGGAGUAUGAUAUGAAGAGGGGUUGA